AUGCCCCGCUCGAAGCGCGACCGCGUCGUCGCCCUCACGCAAACCGCAAAGAAGGGCAAGGAGGCCAAGGGACGCCUGAUCGAGGAGGUUCGCGAGCAGGCCGAGGCGUUCAAGUAUCUCUGGGUGUUCGAGGUCGAGCACAUGCGGAACAACUCGCUGCAGGAGGUGCGGACGGCGUGGAAGGGAUCGAGGAUCUUCUUGGGCCGGAACGCCGUCAUGCGGAAAGGUCUCGGAGCGACGCCGGAGGACGAGUGCCGCCUCGGCGUGCACAAGAUCGCAAACAUGCUCGAAGGAAACCGCGGUCUCCUCUUCACCGACGAGUCGCCCGAAGUCGUCACCGAGUGGUUCGAAUCUUUCAAGAAGCAGGACUAUGCGCGGACGGGGAACACGGUUGAGGAGGGUUUCGAGUUGCCUGCAGGUCCCAUCCUGAUCAACGACGAGCCAGCACCCCACUCCCUCGAACCUCAAUUCCGCAAGCUCGGCAUGUCGACUUCGCUCCUCAAGGGUGUCCCAACCCUGAACGCACCGCACGUCGUCUGCAAGCCUGGAGACACGCUCAACCCGAACCAGGUCAACUUGCUGAAGCUGUUUGGGAAGACGUUUGCGACGUUCCAGAUUGUUCCCCUGCUCGGUGUCCACCUCGUCGACGGCACGACCUGCGGCGGCACCUCGAUGGAAGACGCGGAGUGA
Rhodotorula toruloides NP11 is the source of this 690-nucleotide messenger RNA. RefSeq names its product mRNA turnover protein 4 like protein. The record is from RefSeq and is a predicted model, not a curated record. Lineage: Eukaryota; Fungi; Basidiomycota; Microbotryomycetes; Sporidiobolales; Sporidiobolaceae. Gene Ontology annotation, biological process: ribosomal large subunit assembly; ribosomal large subunit biogenesis; nuclear-transcribed mRNA catabolic process. Gene Ontology annotation, cellular component: nucleolus; preribosome, large subunit precursor. The transcript is spliced from 5 exons. Gene Ontology annotation, molecular function: RNA binding. Bases 1 to 690 code for a protein of 229 amino acids.